Thermothelomyces thermophilus ATCC 42464 is the source of this 1790-nucleotide messenger RNA. RefSeq lists its product as uncharacterized. The coding region runs from base 92 to 1705 and encodes 537 amino acids. Gene Ontology annotation, molecular function: oxidoreductase activity, acting on paired donors, with incorporation or reduction of molecular oxygen; heme binding; iron ion binding. The transcript is spliced from 4 exons. The record is from RefSeq and is a predicted model, not a curated record. NCBI's taxonomy places the organism in Eukaryota, Fungi, Ascomycota, Sordariomycetes, Sordariales, Chaetomiaceae.
UCUUUUGUGUUCUCCGGUUCCGGCUGGACCGGCGAAGUAACCACUCUUCCCCCCUUCAAGCCAGUCCCGUUUUGUUGAGCCGUCUGGCAUAAUGGGACUCACCGAGGCUCUCAUCGAGCGUGCCUCGGCCAAGUCGGCCCUUAUCCUCGUCCCAGGUCUCUUGUUGGCCUACGUCAUCGUCGCCAUCGUGGUGAGGCCAGCAUGGCAGGAGAUCAAGCUGGCUCGCAUGCCGGGCACAAGGGCGCCCCGGAUCAAGUCGAAGCUCCCAUUCGGCCUCGACUUCCUCUGGGGGGCAGUCACCUCGGCGCAAAAGAACCAGAACCUCGCCUUCUGGAACAAGAUGUUGGGCGAGGCCGGGGCAUACACGGUCGAGGGCCGUAUCGCCGGCCGCCGCAUCGUCUUCACCGCCGACCCCGAGAACAUCAAGGCGAUCCUGGCUACCCAGUUCAACGACUACGGCAAGGGCGAGCCCUUCCACCGGGAGUGGCGAGCCUUCCUCGGGGACAGCAUCUUCACCACCGACGGCGCCCUGUGGCAUGACAGCCGCCAGCUGAUCCGCCCCCAGUUCGUCAGGGACCGCGUCAGCGACCUGCACGUCUUCGAGAAGCACAUGCAGAUCCUGUUCCGCGCCAUCGCCAACGGGGGCGCCCUCGACGGCGAGAACCAGCCGGUCGACGUCGAGGCCGGCAACGGGAAGCCCGUCGAGAUCACCGAUCUGUUCUUCCGCUUCACUCUCGACUCGGCCACCGAGUUCCUGCUGGGCCACGAUGUCAAGUCGCUCAGCCACCCACGUCAGGAAUUUGCCGAUGCCUUCGGCGAGGUCCAGCGGAUCCAGAGCCUGAUCUCCCGCGCCGGCGCCCUCAACGGGCUCGUACCGCGCGGCCAGUUCAACCGGAGCAUGAAGGUGAUCAACAACUUCAUCAACACGUACAUCGAGCGCGCCCUGCGCCUGAGCCCCGAAGAGCUGGCCAGCAAGUCCAAGAGCGACGCCGGCUACACCUUCCUGCACGCCCUCGCCGCCUACACGCGCGACCGCCGGGUCCUCCGCGACCAGCUCAUCGCCGUCCUGCUCGCCGGCCGCGACACCACCGCCUGCACCCUGUCCUGGACCGUCUACGAGCUGGCCCGCCACCCGGACGUCCUCCAGAAGCUGCGCGCCGAGAUCCUGUCCGUCGUCGGCCCCACCAGGCCGCCCACCUACGAAGACCUCAAGAGCAUGAAGUACCUGCAGAGCGUCAUGAAUGAGACCCUCCGCCUGUACCCGGUCGUGCCCUUCAACGUCCGCCUGGCCCUCCGAGACACGACGCUGCCGCGCGGGGGCGGGCCGGACGGGCUCGAGCCGGUCAAGGUGCUCAAGGACACGCCGAUCGCGUACUCGACGCUGGUGAUGCAGCGCCGCGAGGACCUGUACCCGCCGCCGGGGGGCGCCGCCGCCUCCGCCCCCGCCGACGCCUUCUCGCCGGACCGCUGGGCGACCUGGCAGCCCCGGCCCUGGCAGUACAUCCCCUUCAACGGCGGGCCGCGCAUCUGCAUCGGCCAGCAGUUCGCCCUCACCGAGAUGGCCUACGUCCUGACCAGGCUGUUCCAGCGCUACGACCGCAUCGACAACUACACCCACCGCCACCCCGGCCUCAAGGCCGACAUUGUGCUGCAGCCGGCCGAGGGGGUUAGGGUCGGUCUGUGGGAGGCGAGGGCGGAGAAGUGAAAGGGGGGGGAAAAAGGGAAAAAAAGAAAAAAGAAAAAGGGAAAAAAAGUCGAGGGGAGGUUAGAGGGGAGGUUGUUGAUGCAGG